GGGUCAUUUGUUCCCUUUGAAACGAAAGGCUGUGGUCUAUAUUUACUUUAGUUGGUCUAUCUUUGGUUUAGAAAAUCUUAGCCCUCCCUGUAUCGGACUGCAGAACGAAGGCGAUUGAAAGUAACGCUAUUUCAACACAAACUUAAAGAUUAUUCCGUAUAUGCCAAAGAUGGUCAGACAUCACUCUGGACCUCCUCGGUUCAAGCCCAGGUGUAGCAUUUCCCUCAUACUUUAAAAACAAGAAAUGGACAGUGACGGGGGUCCUACUCGGGUGGCUACAACAACACGCCACACGAAGAGCAUUACAGCCCUCAUCUCGGGAGUCAGAGAGGAUUCCAGGGCCACCCAGGAAAGGCCCCUCCAAGCUGGAGAAAUUCCAGAGGCAGAGGACACGCUCACUUUGCCAAAAGUCCCACACUGAUGGGAGAACGGCGGGAGCGACAAUUCAAUCAGUGGAGGUCCCAAAACCAGGAUUCCUUCAACACAUGCCCCUCUCAAUCGGACCCCCAUCAUGGCCACAGGAGGGCACCCCCAUCCAGGCCAAACUGUCCUCCCCAAGCCCAGCAUAGGUCCUCCCCACACAGUCCUGCACAAUGGCACCAGGGCCAGAGGGGAGCACCUAUCCAUGGACAACACCCAGGUCACAGAUCCCCCUCACCACACCAUUACCAUAGCCAACGCCCUGACAGGAGGCUGCCACCCUCACCAUCCCCCCACAGUUCCUUCAUGGGCCCCCACAAGCACCCAGGUCCUUCCCAUGAAGAGGAUAGGAGCUGGGGUGCCCGGCCACACCAUAGCCCCGGGAAGAGGUUGUUUGAGCGCCCAGGUCGCGGGGGGAAGCGCUGGAAUGGGCCAGGGCCCUUUCCCCACCCACACAAUAGUGAACGUGGACCUUCUGGCACCACCCAGAAAAAGCCACAGGAGUUUCAUGGCAGAGGCCCAUAUCCAGAGAGAUACAGGAGUGAAGAGGCAGUAUGGGCUGGGUAAAAUAAAUGGAAAGAAAGUGUAAACUCACAUAGUCCUCUACACCACAGAGGUCAAAAUUAUCGUUCAGUGUUACAAUGCUAAUAAACUGUAAAAUGCGGUGAUCUGGUGUUAAUGCGCUGGUCGCCUGCCACUGGAAAGAGUUUUUGUAUAUGCUCACUGAAGGUUUUACGCCUACCUGUAUCAUGGCAUUAAGGUGAAGGGGCACCAUAAAGAAACGCUAAACCUCCUUUUCCUGCGUCCCCUGAUAAUGGAUCUUCCAAUGUAAUCAUUUGUUGUAUUGUUUGUGAUGGAUGUGCAGGUGGUCUGCUGAGCGAGAUCCCAGGCAACAGCAUGGAGUGGUGGGAAGGGAGAGGGAGGGCAGCGGACGCCGCAGCGCUGAGUGGGCACAGGAAGGCAGCUCUCACCACCCUCCCCACAGAUCCCCCGCAUGGAAAGGCGUUUCAUCUUCUUUCUACCAGAACAGCCCGCAGGGAAGACCAAGUGGACAACCUCGCAAGCGGAAUUUCCAGGAGUGCGGACCAGGCCUUGGUCUGGAGCGUGGUCAUCCAAAGUGCCCUCGGAGAGAGAUCCCACAAACCUUCUCUAGGGGAUUUGGCGGCCGUCCCUUGUCUCUCGUGGACAAGAGUCGCUUGAUGAAGGGGCGUCAAAUUAGAGCGGAGUCUGUGAUGCGGCUUAAAGCACCUCCACUUCGACCCAGAGGAGCAGAUAUCGAGAACCAGGAAGAGGAAGGUCCGCAUGCAUCCAGAGCAAAUGCACGAUCCAAGUUCGCUCUUCGGCAGGAGCGUUUCCAAGCAAAGGCUGGGCCGCUGAGGAAGAGGCCCAUAACUCAUCAGUCACCUGCCAAGUCUUCCAGGAACUCUGAGUCACACAAGGAACAUGUGGACUCUCAGCGCGCCUUGAGCACACACAGGUACGGUAUCUUCCUUCUCACUCUGGGAGCUGGGGCGUGAUGAUGUUUGGAGGAAAUGGAGUUACGGCGAUGUCCUGAAUCCGUUACGCUUUGAAAUCAAAUGUCCAAAGUCCUCUGGCAGUGAACAGAAUAAUUCACGUGUUUUUUCCCCCUUUUUUUCUUCUGGGUGCCAGACAUUCAAAGUUGAAUUAAUAUCAGCCUGUUCAUUAAUGUCAGAUUGAAAGAUGCUAGAAAAGCCAUAUCCAUACGUGUUGAUGGGAGGUCUGUUCCUCUGAUGCUAUUGGGGUCUGAAGCUAGUGGUGCUGUCCCUCUCUGACCAAGUGGAAGAGUUGAAAAAACGUAUGCACGCAGCAAGCCCCCCCCCCCCCAGACAGAACAAGAGGACUGUGGACAAAACCAUAUCCUUAAAUCUGCUGAAAUGCCACAGUAGUUGCACACCAACAUGACUCGUAGGAAAGGAGAUGCUUUUCUUAUCCUGGAUGAGCAGUGACCUAUGUAGGAGGAGACUCUGAAACGGACAGCUGUAAUACUAAUUCGGGUAACACAAUCUGCCAGUUGACAUGGGGAUAUUUGGCUCGCAGGAAGUCAGUUUGAGGAAUAACAUUCAAAUGGCAUUGGAAUAUGCAGCAGCUUCCUUGAAGAUGCUAUCCAGAGGACUUUUGGGGAUAGUACACUGCCACUGACAACAUGCGGCAGAAGCUCUGAGGCUGUACAGCAUCAAGAGGAGAGGACACUGCCUCUGAGGAAUCUUCAUAUCAAUAUUUACUCAAUGGUCCAAAGAUGAAGUGAACGUGUGCUGCUGUUCCUGAACUGUUGGCCCCUUUUAUGCUCUGGUAAUACAUGGAUGCAUACAAUACUACUUGUAUUUCUUAGAGACAGAAUGCAGCCAUGCAGUUGACUCACUACUUAAAAAGUGAUUUUAGAAUCAUUACUCAUUAAAUGUCCAAUAGACCUACAAGAAACAAAUGAAGCGAUAAUGGACCACACCUUGGUACAUUAACAUCACACGGAACCUUAUCUGGCUAAGCAGGUGAACAGUGGACUUUCUCUGCAUGAAAGAAUAUAUAAAAUCUGCAUCUAUGCAGAACAUGUGCAGUGUUUUGUACAGUACACAGAAUCUCAUCACAGCAAUGGUGGGAUUACAAGUACAAUUGGAUGUCUACGUGUAAACAAUGGAAUCCAUUCCUACAAAGUGCAAGCUCCUAAACACCGUGCUCUGUAGAUUGCUUGUUUAUUGAAGCGUACUGGUGAAUUUUGACCGAAGACGGACGAUCUCGAUUUGAAUUGAUCACACUGCUUGUACCAGACAGGAGAGCAAGAUCACAAUAACAUACCCUUUUGAAAUUGAAUGUCCAAUGGUUGCAGGAGAGUUGCGAUUUGGGAAGUGAGACUGAACUUAACGAAGAGAAGUAAGGAUCAACUGAAGAUCACCGAUCAUAGACGAAUGGCUCGUUUGAACUGGAGAGGAUUGACAGCCUUUGAGCUUCACUUCAAGUUAAAAAAUGUGGACCCCAAGAGACCGGGUCAUCAAAACCAUCAGCAUCACUUGUCCAUUUCAUACACGUCAGUUUUCACACAGUGAAGGGUUCAUUGGAAAAACAGCGUUAGGAAACCAUGGACAUUACAUGCUCUUUGUAAGUACCCGAGUGACGAUCAGCUUUUAUUAUGACCAUUAUUCCACUCAGUGAUUUUAUAUAUGAAUCUUUAGCCGCCUGCCCGUUAACUCCCUUCAUCCGCCAUGUAACUUCCUGUCAUUCCAUGUCCCCCAAUAUCUGUUCUAGUCUGUUUUAGCGUGUUACAUUUUUUGUUCUACAGAACGACACCAUUUCAACUUUUCAGGGCAUUACUUAGACUGACGGAAUCUUCCCUUACGGUGCAGGCUUCUAGUAAUAAUGUUCUGCUUGACUGCCUACCAAACCUUUGCCUCUCAGGCUUCACUGAAUAGGAUGCUCAUCUCUUGUCAUCCUCUACCUCGGCUGGUCUCUCUCCAGCUCUUCCUCUAUAGACCGACGGUUGGCUCGUGACCUAGUCGUCGUGUCCCAGUGGCAAGCGCCGGGGACAAACUCCAGCUCAAAGGACAGCCCCCCAAGGGAUAGAAGUAGACCACCAAAGAACAAGACCGAGCCCUAUUACAAUUCAGAUGAACAACUUACGCUGAAUGAACGCUUCUCUCAAAUUCAUGACUCCAGUCCUUCCCCUUCUCCAAGAGACUGGAGAUAUGCAGAAAGGCAAACGGACAUGCCACAGGAGAACCACACACCUGAAAAACCCUUCAGGAAUCCAAGAUCACCGCAGAGACCCAGCUUCCGUCCCAGCAGCCCAAAUCAUAAACCAGGUCCUCCUCCCCAGAGAAAGCCAGGCCCUGAACUGCCCGGUCCCUUUAGGAAGCCACUCAUGGGAGGCUUUGUGCCACGUCCCUUCUCUCAGAGGCCAGUGUUCAGGAAGAGCCAGAGCAUCCUGUCAAAAUACCGCAACAUGCCGACAAUGCGUCAACGUGUACCUCCCAACAGAGGGUCGAAUUACCGCCGCUGGUGAUCAAACUAGAGGGACUGACUGCACAGAUUGGGGUUACACGCCCUGGCCUUGUGCUUUGGGCUGCCUCGUUGUCUUGGAGAUGGCUCCCAGAUGGAACUGUCCCUGUGCCCAUCAGAAAAACCAGACAUAAAAUGUGUAUUUUUAUAACAUAAGAUCUGUUUUAAAUAUAGAGAAUAGGCCAUCUGUUUCUAUUCUUCCUGACUAGUUAUUAUGGACAUGGUUUUGUGAUUUCACAACUGUGUUACAGCUCUCAUAACAUGUAAAUGAGGUAAUGGAGACUUUUCUUUUUAUAUUUUCCAGCAUCACUUUUUUCCCCCGGUGCUUAGAUUUGUUUGUGUUUUUGCUGUAAAGUGGCCUUAAAGACUAUUCCACAGGGGCUGUUGAAUAUGAUGCUCUGUCAAAAGUGUGUUUUUAUAAUUCUCAACCUGUUAAAAACUACUGAUACCCCUUGCAUGUCCUGCUCAUUUUGAACAUUUUGUUUUAAGGUAUUUCAAAUCAUUGGCUGGACAUGCCUUGUGUGGAGGUUUCUCUUGUGCCGAAGGAGGCCCCGUAGGACCUUUUUGGGAUGUACCUUCCAUGGGACUGGGGAGAUCUAGUUAGCAUUUCGCAUUGACUAAAAUUCCUUUUGAACUGAAGUGACCCAAUUCAUCGUAUUGAGGUUCAUGUGAACUACAGAGGCUUGAUCAACACUGUCCCUUUACUGCAAAAGGAGUUUAAAACAAAAAAUGAAUAAGCGGUGGACAGACUAUAGCUGGGAAAUUCUAGACUGAUUCUCAUUUAUGGAUGUAAUAGUGUAGCUGGUUUGUAUGUAAAUUGAGUCUUGCUGAAAAUUAUAUGGGGCUUGUAUGAUUUAGUUUUGUAUGAGAUGAUACUUUAGCUUGUGUUAUGGCCGAGUAGAUCAUUUAAUCUCUGCCAAAUUAGCUUCACCCUACUCCUGUAACACUGUUGAAUAGAAAAUAGUUAGGGGAACAAUCUGAAGAAGAUAAAGCACGAUGUAAAACAUUGAUGUGAAAGACAAAAAAAUCCACAAUGAAAGAAGGGGGGGGGGGUCAGAAAGAAAGUUUGCUCUAGUCUUAGAGGUGGAGAGAACUGUUCUGUUGGGUGUGCCAUUUGCAUUCCUUGGAGAUCACCAGUCAGACGAGCUGUUACCACUUCAGUGUAGGCUAGCCAUGUCCUUUCCUGUGAUUGGUUACAGCUGUCACCUUAAAUGGAGGGGAUUCCAGAACUGUCACAAAGGCUUGACAGCUAAAGGAAGCCCUGGGGGAAUAACUGGUGUAAGAUUAAGAGAGUGAGAAAGAACCAUAUAUAAAGGAGACAAAAGUACACAAUGAGCUUAUACAGUCAGGUCCAUAAUUAUUGCCAUUCUUGAUAAAGGAGCAAAAAAAGACUAUAAAAUAAAUAAGACAGAUACUGAGCUAUAUUGUAUACUCCCCAAAAAAUACAACUACUCAUAGAAAGAGACUUUGUUCAAGUUUUAAAUUUUUUACAAUUAAAGAUCAGGGUCAAAAGCACUACACAGCUGAUUCAAACUCAUCAAGCUUCGAUUAUUUGAAUCAACGUUUCACACAUUUUGGCAGACAGGAAUUCCAUUUAUAUCUUCUAAUCUCUGAAUAAUAUAAUUUCCCCCCAAAAAUGUAAUGAUAAACUAGUAGCGCUUCAUAUUCCUGAUUCAAACUACAAUGACGAUUCCGCUUGACCUUUCCCAUUCAAACUCAAAUUGUGGAACUGACUCUGAAGAUACUGGAUAAUUGCGUGAGUGUCAAAUGCCCUGUAGUCUGUCCCUUUAAAUGCUCCCAAAUAUUUAGCUCGGCAAUCAGUAGUUCUGUCAUCCUCAGGGACGGACCCAAUGUUACUGGUAGUGAGCAUGUCUGGGUGCUCCACUAUUCUGUGCUAAACUUAGCCCCGGCAAUCCCUCCUCUCAUCACACUAACGUGCUUUUGGGUUACAAUGGAACCGGUGAAUGGUGUAGAGUUACCACCAGUGGAGCUGGAUUGCGAUAGGAACACUGGCCGAACAAGCUCUGCCCUCACCGCGGACAUUGAAGAUUUUGAUGCUGUCGUUUCGGUCACUGAGACGCUGAAUCAAUUGGCAACACACGUGGAAGACGAUAGGUUUCAGUCACAGAUUCUGUCAUUGGCUGCUCAGUCUAACCCUGACUUACAGGAAGACGUACAGGUGGCCCCUACACAGGAGGGAGAGGCGCAAGAGGAGCUGGACCUCUCCUCUGUCAUAUCACACAUCAGCACCCAGACAGCACCUAUAAACACCCCUGUUUUACCUGUGAUUGAAAAGAAGCCUCACCGCCCUCCAAGGCACACAAGGCUCUCUUCAUCAUCCACUGGUGCCAAUGUUCCCCACCCCUUCUCCACCCUCCUCCCUGGGGCUCUCUCUGCUAUCCUGCGUGUGACCCUGCCCCCUCACCUCACCUCUAACCCCAAUCCCAGGAGGGAGCCAAGUGCCCAGGGCCCACUGACCCUAGAACAGCUGCAGACAGAGCUCCGGGACCUGAGGGACGAGGUAGAAAUGAUGAAGAGCCAGCACAACAAAGAGAUUCAACUGCUGAUGAAUGAGUUGGAUGAGGAGAAAAGGAUUCGUUUGUCAGUACAGAUGGAGGUGGCACAGAUGAAGAAGCACAAGUCCAAAUGAGCUGUCGGGCUCAAACAGCAUGACAUCCCCAACAAAGUUUGAACAGGCGGUAAUCUGUCUCAGCCUCUGUUUUGGUUUAAAGACUAUCAAUUGUUUGACCAGUUUGUUGUGAUCCGUUGGACAGGUGAUUGAAAAGAAGCCUCACCACCCUCCAAGGCCCACAAAAUGAAUUAUCAAUGAUUUAUGAAACUCAACAAACUAUAUAGUGAAUGUUGAGAAGUUAACUCAUGAGCAUCUUGUACAGACCUUUUUAUAUUUGCUUAUUUUACUUUUUAAAUAAAAAUUAAAACAAU
Oncorhynchus kisutch (coho salmon) is the source of this 7371-nucleotide messenger RNA. Its product is annotated as SH3 domain-containing kinase-binding protein 1. Bases 6380 to 7078 code for a protein of 232 amino acids. The record is from RefSeq and is a predicted model, not a curated record. Lineage: Eukaryota; Metazoa; Chordata; Actinopteri; Salmoniformes; Salmonidae. The transcript is spliced from 14 exons.